AUGAUUUCGACAACAGAGCAACUAGAACAAGGGGAGCCUUCGCCGCCUGCCAUGCAGUAUCAGCGGCUCGGCAGCAGUGGACUCAAGGUCUCAAGAAUCAUUCUAGGCUGCAUGAGUUUUGGUAAUCCGCAGUGGGAGGGCAGUCCGUGGAUCCUCCCAGAGGCUGAAGCGCUGCCGCUCUUGAAGAAAGCCUAUGAUGUUGGUAUCACUUCUUGGGAAACCGCAGACAGUUAUUCCAAUGGUCAAUCUGAAACCAUCAUUGGGAAAGCAUUGCAACACUACAAGAUACCUCGAAGCCGGGUUGUGCUUAUGACGAAGUUAUACUAUCCGGUCCUGGAAGACGAUCCCAACGCACGACCACAACCACCGCGUAAUGAAGGACCACUUGUGAACCAGAUGGGUCUCAGCCGCAAGCACAUCUUCGAAGCUGUGGAAGGUUCCCUGCGUCGAUUGAAUACGACAUACAUUGAUGUGCUACAAUUGCACAGACUCGACCGCGACACAAAUCCUGAAGAAAUCAUGCAAGCUCUCCACGACUUAGUCCGCAUGGGCAAAGUUCUGUACAUUGGUGCAUCGAGUAUGCAUUGCUGGGAGUUCGCUCGCUUGCAAUACAUAGCCAAGAUGCACGGUUGGACGCCUUUCACAAGCAUGUCAGGUCUUCACAAUCUUCUAUACCGCGAAGAGGAACGUGAGAUGAAUCCGUUCUGCAAUGCAGAAGGCGUUGGUCUGAUACCAUGGAGUCCGAUUGCGAGGGGGCUACUGACACGACCAUUUGAUCAGCAAACAGAAAGGAGUCAACAAGAUGUCAAAACCAAGAAAUGGUUCCAGGGAGAUCAGAAUCGUGAGAUUGUUGGGAGAGUGGAGAAACUGGCGAUUGAGAAACACUGCACCAUGUCCGCCCUAGCAGUAGCAUGGUUGCUCAGAAAGGGCGAAUGCCCUAUAAUGGGUCUCAACAGUGUGAAGAGAAUUGAGAGCGUUUCUGAAGCAUUUGCUAUCGAGCUUACAGAUGCGGAGAUGAAUUUGUUGGAGGAGCCAUAUUGCCCAUUGGCAGUGCAAGCGAUAUAG
Molecule: messenger RNA, 1065 nt
Organism: Aureobasidium musti
Lineage: Eukaryota; Fungi; Ascomycota; Dothideomycetes; Dothideales; Saccotheciaceae
Source: the annotation of a GenBank genome assembly